Messenger RNA from Dioszegia hungarica, 594 nucleotides. RefSeq lists its product as uncharacterized. The record is from RefSeq and is a predicted model, not a curated record. The transcript is spliced from 4 exons. Bases 1 to 594 code for a protein of 197 amino acids. Lineage: Eukaryota; Fungi; Basidiomycota; Tremellomycetes; Tremellales; Bulleribasidiaceae.
AUGAAGUUCUUCUCCCUCGCUCUUGCCGCUGCGCUCGCCGGGGCCGCCUACGCUCAGACGGCUUGUAUCCUUACCUGCUCGACCAAUGCCGCCGCUGCCGCCGGUUGCUCCAGUAUCACCGACACCGGCUGUGUCUGCACAAGUGCUACCUUCCAGAACCUCGCUGGCGCUUGCCUGAUUGCCAACUGUACCGCGGCCGAGCAGCAGUCUGCCGUCCAGCUUCAAGCCGCCCUCUGCCAGGGCGUUGUCGCGUCUGGCUCAGUCAGCGUCAGGCUCUCUUCCGCUACGGGCAGCACCGCGCUCCCCUCCGGCUCGUCCCUCUCCAGCGCCCUCGCGUCGGCCUCUUCCGCCGUAUCGACCUCCCGCGCGUCUAGCGCCUCCAUGUCGGGCUCCUCCAUGUCCAUGUCGGGCUCCUCCGUGUCGCGUGCCGCUAGCUCCUCGGGUAACCUUGCUUCUUCCGCUUCGUCCGCCCUCGCCUCGGCGUCGUCCCGCGCGGCCGGCGAGAAGGGUGCCGAGCUCAAGAUGGGCGCCAUGGUCAUGGGCGGUCUCGUCGGCGCCGUCGGCAUGGCCGUCGGCGGACUUGCCGUCUUCUAA